Messenger RNA from Aphanomyces invadans, 1935 nucleotides. RefSeq lists its product as hypothetical. The record is from RefSeq and is a predicted model, not a curated record. NCBI's taxonomy places the organism in Eukaryota, Oomycota, Saprolegniomycetes, Saprolegniales, Verrucalvaceae. The transcript is spliced from 4 exons. The coding region runs from base 31 to 1410 and encodes 459 amino acids.
CGAACGUGUGCCUUGUCGCCAAGAUCUGGCAUGAUUGCCACAAGAAGCGGAAGCAGCGCCGUGUUGGACGAAGCUUUCGGCCGCCGCAUGUUGGAUGGCACUGCGGAGUGGUCGGAUGUACCUGAGGUCAUCCGAUCGUCUUUCUACGUCCUGCACAAAGCUUACCGCACCUACGACAGGCGGCUGUCUCGUUGCGAACAGUCGGUGGCGUCGUGCUUGGACCGGUUGACCCGAACAGAACUGGGGCUCGUUCGACGGUGUGGCGAAGGCUGUAUGGCAACUGCGCGCGGGCCUUCACAUAGUGCCGAGGUAGCUGGAUUGAAGCAACAACUGUCUGUGUUGCAAGACGACCUGGCGAUGAAAGUCGACAAAAUUGGCUUGCUCUCGACAGUGAAUGGAGCCGUCCGUGAUACCCACGACGAUCACACCAAGGAUAUCGAGGAUAAGCUCCAGACUCACGCUUCUCGGCUGGAAAAUACGAUGCUGAAGGUGAAGACUGUAUUGUCGAGGAAGUUGCAAGCCGUGGAAGUGCACUCGCGCCAGGAUGUCGCAUCGAUCAAACUGCACAUCCAAGAGCAAUCGAAAGACUUGCACGGACUUCAUCAGGAUGCAUCGCGGCUCGAGGCCUCUAUUGGCGAUGCUCAGACAUCGACCGCGGCAGCGCAUGAUCGACUCAGGAACAUCGAAUCAUGCCUUGGUGAAUUGUGUCGAGGUGUUGGGAUGGACAUUCCAGAGCCAUGUACUGCCAGUGUCCUUGCGACCGCCGUCACCUCUGCUCACGUGCACAAGAAUCUUCUCGCCCGAUUCCAAAAUAUGCUUGAGCAUAGCCAGACUCAACUCACUCACACGACGUCCACCGCGCUCGAAGACGUGCGAGAGCAGCUACGGGCGAUCCGACAAAGCGUGCAUCUAGUCGAAGGCAGGAUAUCGGUACCGAUGCAACCUGCGCGUUCGCUUGCGGUUGAGACAACAAACCAACUCGAAUCGACGCGAGCGGGGCAAGUCGAAGAGCAAUUCGAACUGCUGGAGAAGCAAGCUGUCAAGCUCUCUGCCCAGCUCAAGGAGCUCGAAACCAUGACACUCAUGACAGGCACACCUGAUGCCGUCGAACGAGUUGCUCCAGCAAACGUUGAUCUGCGAUACGCCCCGAGCGAUAUCAAAGGCUGGGGCUUGAAUGAUGCCGUCACUCCGCUACCAUACCAUGAAAAUGGCAGCACGGAUGCCCAGAACAUGGAUCAUGAUGAGUCGAGCAGCACCGUUGCGCGGUUGAGCGAGCCCUCUCCGAUGGACUCCAAGAAACUCGACUUGCGACUCAAAAGAGAGCUCUCGAAAGCUCGAUUCGAACAAGUCGCGCGUAGGCAAAAGGAACGGCUGCGGCGGCGGGUCCCAUCCCUUCCUGCGCUAACCUAACAGUCCAUCUCCACACAACGCAUCUAUUUCGUCCGGUAUCGAAUUUUGGCCUCAAUUGACACGCAAGAACCAGCAACUGUCCAAAUCGACGCUGGCGUCGGCGGCUGCAAUGUCGUGAAGGACACGUUGCGUGUCUUGGAUGGCGUCGAGGAACGAAAUUGCCUCCAUGUGCGGGCUCUUUUCCAUGAACGUCUGAUUGAUGCCCAUGAGGCACGUGAGCUCCACCACCCGCAGCCUCGCCGCUUGCCAUAGCAGACGAGUCGACUUGUCUUGGUCGCCUUGACGCAGUGCAGUGGCUGUACACAUGAUGACAAGUACCCACUGGGCAAAUGUAAACUCGUUGUCGUUGUUGUCGUCGGUGUUGUCAUACUUGUUGGAUGGGGUUGCUGCUGUGAAUGCAACGGUGACGUCUUGGCCGUGUGACUGGUGAAUUCGACACCACAACGCUUCGUCCUCUACAAUGGCCGGAAAGGUAUGAAAAAGAGCUCCGUAUUGUACCGUCCGAGCUGCACACGACGUAGCCUA